This is a messenger RNA of Sarcophilus harrisii (Tasmanian devil), 3145 nucleotides long. It is a transcript of the gene SH2B2, whose product is annotated as SH2B adaptor protein 2. Gene Ontology annotation, biological process: intracellular signal transduction; antigen receptor-mediated signaling pathway. The record is from RefSeq and is a predicted model, not a curated record. NCBI's taxonomy places the organism in Eukaryota, Metazoa, Chordata, Mammalia, Dasyuromorphia, Dasyuridae. The transcript is spliced from 8 exons. Gene Ontology annotation, molecular function: transmembrane receptor protein tyrosine kinase adaptor activity. Gene Ontology annotation, cellular component: plasma membrane. Bases 735 to 2741 code for a protein of 668 amino acids.
UCCAGGGGUGCCAGGGGAUGGUCUGCGCUGGGGGGAGAAGGUGGCCGCCAAGGGGUGCGGUGUGCCGGGAUCCGCCAGGGGAUUAACGGGGCCCAGGGGGAUUCGGACUCAGCCCCGGAGAGCAGCAGGAGCAGGGUUCGAAUCCCACCUCAGCCACUUGCUACCAGUCCACUACUGUAAAUCUAAACCGAGGGCCAGAGCAAUGACCUCUAUGGUCCCUCUCAGCUUUAAGUGUUUGAGUCAGGGGACCUGAGUCUGAAUUUGCCCCUUAUGCCUACCUGAGCUUGGACAGGUCACUUCCUCGGGCUUCACAUGCCCGGACCUGAGGCUGCACAAGGUCACCCUUGGCUCCAAUCCAGUGAGCCUCUGAUGCACCAGAGGGGCAGCCAUCCAGAAGUGUGAGGGGAUGGAAAGGGAAGAAACGGGAUUCUGUCAGGAGGGAUUGGGCAGGCCAGAGAGGCCUGGAUGGGCUGAGGAGCCCCGGGCGGGACAAGGACGCCUGGAUGGGUUGAGGAGGCCUGGGUGGGCCGAGGAGGCCUGGGCAUCUGGAGCUGGUACUUCCCGGCGGUCCUCAGUACAGGCUUUCCUCCUCCCGGCCCUGGUCCCCCUCCUGAACCCUUAAGGGAGGUAGCCAAGGGAGUAAGCAUUAAUGCAGCGCCUACUAUGUGCCAGGCCCCCUAACUCGCCUCCUUCUGCCCUUGCAGCUGUCCAGAAGUUGGAAUGGGCUGUGAGCCAUGAAUGGUGAUGCCCCUUGCCAGGACACCUCCUCCCAGGUCCCUGACUGGCGGGAGUUCUGUGAGCUGCACGCUCAGGCGGCGGCGGUGGACUUUGCCCAGAAGUUCUGCCGGUUCCUGCGGGAGAACCCUCAGUACGACACGCCGGGGGCCGAGGCUUCCUUCUCCCACCACUUUGCCACCAACUUCCUGGACGUCUUCAGCAUCGAGGUGAGCCGGGUCUUCGUCUCCGACUCGCCCACCAAGUACAACAUCGUCCCCUUCGUGGGGCUCCAGCCCUGCCACAUGCCCAAUGCCCGCGGGCCGCUGCCCUGCCGGGAAGAGACCUCUACUGAGUCCCUGGACAGCAUGGACCCCGUGGCCGGGCCGCCGCCGGCCCGCUACCUGAGCCAGGCCCAGCAGGCCCAGGCCCACAAGGUUUCUUCCUAUGGCCACUCCCGGAGCUCUGAGGAUGUGUCUUUGCGCACUGCGGCCAAGCCGCGGUUCAAGAAGGGCUUCUCCCUGCGCAACAUGAGCCUGUGCGUGGUGGACGGUGUGAAGGAGAUGUGGCACCGACGCGCCUCCCCCGAGCCCGAGGCGGGCCAACCUGCCGGCCUCCGAGGCGGGGAGCCCCCGGCUGAGCCCCGGGAGAAGUGGGCCCAGCGCCUGCGGCUCUCGCGGGGCCCGGCCUCCAAGGUGGAGCUGGCGGACAUCCAGCGGGAGGGCACGCUGCGCUACAUGGUGGCCGACGACUCCAGCUGCGUGGGAGGCUCCCAGUGGCAGAAGUGCCGGCUGAUGCUCCGCAAGGCCGUGAAGGUGGAGGGCGAGCGCUUCCUGCUAGAAUUCUACGUCCCGCCCAAGGCCUCCAAACCCAAGGUGAGCAUCCCUCUCUCUGCAAUCAUCGAGGUCCGGACCACCAUGCCCCUGGAGAUGCCAGACAAAGACAAUACUUUUGUGCUAAAGGUGGAGAACGGAGCCGAGUACAUCCUGGAAACCAUUGACUCCCUACAGAAACACUCGUGGGUGGCCGACAUCCAGGACUGCACAGACCCAGGAGACAGCGGAGACGACAUCGAACUCUCGUCCUGUGCACAGGGAGGCUGCCUCCCGGGCCGGGUGUCUUCCUGCAGCUGUGAAUUCCUCACCGACGCAGAUGGUCCGCGGGCCCCGGAGAGGUGCUCUGGAGCCCCAGAAUCCUCGCUGGGUGCCGUGGUCACGGCCCCUCAUGGCAGGGCCAGGGACUCCACGGGCGAGCACCUGACCCACGUCCCUCUCGAGAACUUCCUUCAGACCCUGGAGUCUCCCGCCAGCACCAGCCACACAGGGGAGGAGUGCAGCCAGGUGGAUGUGGAGAUAGUCCUUUCGGACUAUCCCUGGUUCCAUGGGACUCUGUCCAGGAUCAAGGCGGCCCAGCUGGUGCUGGCAGGAGGAGCCCGGAACCACGGCCUAUUUGUCAUCCGCCAGAGCGAAACUCGGCCAGGCGAGUACGUGCUGACCUUCAACUUCCAGGGCAAGGCCAAGCACCUGCGCCUGUCCCUGAAUGAGAAUGGCCAGUGCCACGUGCAGCACCUCUGGUUCCAGUCCAUCUUUGACAUGCUGAGGCACUUCCACACCCACCCCAUCCCCCUGGAGUCUGGAGGAGCUGCCGACAUAACCCUCCGCAGCUACGUGCUGGCCCAGGCCCCCUUACCUGACCCUGGCCCGGCUCCAGGCACGGUCCCCCCGCCUCCCAGCUGCUGGAGUGAGCCCCCCACCCAGCAUUACUUCUCUAGCUUCGGCCCCGGGCCCUUCCAGCCGGCUUCCCCCUCAGAGGGCGGAGGCGCCUCUUCCUCCUCGGCCUCCUCCUCCUCGGGCACCGUCCCGCACCCGCAGUACCAUCGCACCGAGGGCACGCUGAGCGCCCGAAGCCGCAGCAACAGUGCCGAGCGCCUCCUGGAGCCUCCUGGCCCCGGGUCCGAGGACUAUCAUGACAGUGAAGGUGCCCGCAACAGGACCCGGGCAGUAGAGAACCAGUACUCUUUCUACUAGGCCCAGGGAGCAGAGUCCCCGGGGCUUCUGGGCAAGGACACCCCCUUCUCUGAUGGGGGCGGGGACUGUUUGACCCAAUACAGUUCCAGAGGAAUCCUCUGAGUUUCGGAGCUGGCCACGUCCUCUCCCCUUUCUUCCCCUUCCCUCCCCCAUUUUUCUCUCUGUCUUGGUCACACCUCCCUGGGUCACUGCUCUGGAAACAUGCCCCCUGACCCAUUCUGGGGGAGGGGGCACGGGCCACUGCCGCGUGGCCAGGAUCCGCUGUCCCUUUCCCACUCCUCCGUCCUCCCUUCCCUCCUCCCCCCAUGGAGCGGCCCAUGGGUCAUGAGAUUGAGUGCUCUAUCAGAAGCUCUUCAGUGAAGAUAUGGAUGUGAUUAAAGAGCCUGUUUUAGGGACUGCAGCAA